Castor canadensis (American beaver) is the source of this 1173-nucleotide messenger RNA. The record is from RefSeq and is a predicted model, not a curated record. NCBI's taxonomy places the organism in Eukaryota, Metazoa, Chordata, Mammalia, Rodentia, Castoridae.
UCUGUGCACUUGUGAAUUCCUUUUCCACUUGAUUUAUAGUGCAAACUGUGUGAUUAGUGCAGGGUAGAUGUUAUGGGGCCCAUUUUAUAGAUAAGCAAACUUCCUUAAUCACCUGACCUUUACUGUUACAGGGAAGAGGCUGAUGAGCUGCGUCAAGCUCUGAAGAAGCUCACAGCAGACAUGACCGAAGAGGAAAAAGAGAAGAUCCAGAAAGACCUGCAGGAGGUGAAGAGGUUUUGGGACGAGUUUCCGCAGGUGAAAACGGAGGUUGAGCAGCACAUAAGAAAGCUCUGUGACCUUGCAGAAGAGGUUGACAGGGUGCACAGGGGCUGCACCAUCUCCAACGUGGUGGCCAGCUCCACAGGUGCUGCCUCUGGACUCAUGACCAUCCUUGGCUUCGCCCUGGCACUCGUGACAGCAGGGACAAGUCUGGUGCUGUCAGCAGGUGGAAUGGCGCUGGGAGCAGUGUCUACUGCAACCGGUAUUACCAGUACCAUAGUGGAGGAAGCAAACAGAUCGUCAGUCCAUGAUGAAGCCCACCGCCUGUUGUCAGUCAGCAUAGACAUAUUGAACAAGUUCAAAAGAAUUAUGCUUAAGUGUGUACCUAAAGUUCUAUUUGGACUUGUAGAUUUGAAAACAUCUCUGAAAGGCCUUGGGCGUAAUGUCUGUGCCAUCAAAGAAGCCAGACUGAAUCCUCAAUUACUACGUGAAGCCAGGAGCCUCAUGACCACUGGGAGAACCUCAGCUCAAAGUGCCGAGCGGGUGCAGAGAGCCUUACGAGGCACGGCACUGACAAUGACCAGAGGAGCCCGGAUCAGGGGUGGAAUCUUUGCAGGAAUCACCCUUGGGAUGGAUGUGUACAGUCUUGUGCAGGAUUCAAAGCACUUGUCUGAGGGUGCAGAAGCAGAGUUGGCUAAAGAGCUGCGGCAGGUGGCUCAGGAACUGGAGAAGAAGUUGAAGGAGCUUGUCCAGAUCCAGGACACUUUGCAGUCUGAUCCUACACAGUUACAGCUUCCUUCUCUGUAGCUGUGUGCAAUUCAGAGGAGAUGUGCUGCCCAGGGUGUCCACUCAUGGAGGCAUUUUAUUUGAGGGGACAGAGGGUGAAUCAAGUCUAUGAAACUGAAUGCGAAGGAGUUUGACAUUUUUGUGGCUGAGCUCAGCAGGGGUAAAACG